AUGCCACCUCAGCUUAAGCAGACAGAGCAGGUUUAUUAUUCAAUAUCUCAAGAUUGUGUGAAGGGCUACUACAAGAGAGCCAAGGCCCACGCCGCCGUGUGGAAUGAGAAGGAAGCCCGGAGAGACUUCAACAUGGUGUCCCACCUGGACACCACUCUGAUCUCUCUAAUCCACCGAGAGCUGAAGAACCUGUCAGAGAGCAUGAAGGAGAAGUACUGGGAGGAAAGGGAGCAAUACUGGAACAUGCUGGAGACAAAGGAAGACACAAAUGAAGAGGUAGAGGAAGAGGAGGAGGAGGAGGAGGCGGAAGGAAAAGGAAAGCAAGAGGACACUAAAGAUGAAGUUGGGAAAGAAAAAGGUAAAAAGCUAUCUCCAUCUAUCCACUGUGUUGAAGCCGAUGCAGAAGCGCUCGGGGGAAAUGAGGUUACACCAGCAGAGGGAAUGGUUAAUGAAGAGGAGACCAGCUCUUCUGAAAUCAAUCCAAACGAUGCCAAUAACAAAGAGGGGAAGGACUGGCAGCAGAUGUUACGGCUGAUCAUGAUGCUGCAGAAAGAAGGGAACUUCCUCAUGAAAGAAAACCAGUUAAAAGAAGCUUCUCUAAAGUUCAAGGAGGCCAUCGAAUAUGUGGACAUCCUCCAGAACACGCAGGUGGUGGAUCAACAGGGCGAGGACUGGGAGUCGCUGGAAAAAGUGUGUCUUCCGCUGAGUCUUAACCUCAGCCAGUGCCUGCUGGAGCUAAAAGAAAACCAGCAAGUGGUGGAGCUCAACAACAAGCUGCUGAAGAAGCACAGAGGUAACUUUAAGGCUGUUUAUCAGCGGGCGAGAGCACAUUGCGCUUUGUGCAACGACGUGAAGGCUCGGAGGGACUUGGAUAUGGUGGAGAAAUUGGACCCAUCGUUCAAACCCUACGUCCGCAAAGAACUGCAGAAGCUGGGUGAGAGUGUACGCCUAAUGCAGUGCCGCCAGAAUAAGACUUACUGGGAUACAACCCAGGAGAAAUGGGGGCCCGAUGGGAGCAAGACAAAGAGUGCAGCAAGAAAGAAGAAUGUCAGAUUUGCACAGAAAACUACUGAUGAAAAAACCAAAGUAGAGAAGAAGACAGAAGUCAGUAAGAUAGAAGACGAGGAAAGCUCAGAGAAGCCCGCCCCUGCUGAGACAGAGGGAGUGGAUGACACAGGAACAGGGAAAGAUCCAGAUGUGAAAGCAGAGCUGAGCAAUAAAGGGCGAGAGAGUGGGAGAGCAAGUGAAGAUAAUGAAAAUACUGAGAGUGUCGCAGUUCCUGGGGAGGGCCAGGGUGCGCCAGAUAAUCGAGCGACAGAUAAAGAUAGCGAUCCCGAGCCCACCGGCACAGGAAAAGAUAAUGUAGUGAGCAACAGAUCAGUGCAGGAUAAGGUUACAGAGAAGGUCAAAUGUCCAUCAAGUGGUGAACUGGGCCAAAGAGAAGCAGCCCAAGGGAACAAAGACCCCUGUGAUAAGACAGGAAAUGAUGUCACUCAAUCAGAAUAG
Notothenia coriiceps (black rockcod) is the source of this 1506-nucleotide messenger RNA. The record is from RefSeq and is a predicted model, not a curated record. NCBI's taxonomy places the organism in Eukaryota, Metazoa, Chordata, Actinopteri, Perciformes, Nototheniidae.